AUGACUUUCUUUCUUCUGUUUAUAAUUGUAAUAGAUGUUGGACACUUUGACUCCAAGUAUGUUAUACAGAAACGCAGUGAUUUUUUACAAAAGGCAAAACUAUGUGUUCGAAGAAUUGUGGAGAGGAGGAUAUUUACCAGUGGUAAAGAUGAAAUUGGGUUGAUUGUACUUGGUUCUGACAAGACGCAGAAUCCACUUGAUUACCCAAAUGUGAGUGUGGAAUUUCCUCUUGCACUGCCUACAUGGCAGAUGAUAUCCUUUGUGGAGAAAUCUUUACAUGAAAGUGAAAUAAAAACAGAUUGGAUAGAUGGUGUUGUUGUUAGCAUGCAAGUCUUGAAAGAUGAGCUAGACUCAAUAAUUAAGGAGAAAAUAAAAGAUCUCGAAAGUGUCUUAAUGACAACCGAUGGGCUCAUGUUGACAAGACAGCUGGUUGCCUUGCAGAGAGCAGGGCUUGACGGUCUGAACAUCAGCUUAGACACCCUGCAGUCCCAACGCUACAACCAGAUCACGAGGAGGAAAGGCUGGGAGCGUGUCAUGGCUGGCAUAGAUCUAGCCUUGCAACUUGAAUACGACCCUGUGAAGAUAAAUUGUGUUGUAAUGCGAGGUUUUAAUGAAGAUGAAGUGUGCAGUUUUGUGGAGUUAACAAAAGAGAAAAAUGUUGAUGUAAGAUUUAUUGAGUACAUGCCUUUCAGCGGCAACAAAUGGAAUGAUGGGAAGAUGGUCUCAUUUAAUGAAAUGCUCCAAAUAAUUAGAAAGCAGUGGCCUAAUUUUGAUCCUCUUCCCAAUGGGCCCAAUGAUACCUCAAAGCUAUUUUCUUACAAUUUCUUUUUGACGGCAUACCAUGUCCCGGGCUUCAAGGGAUGUGUGGGAUUUAUUACCUCAAUGAGUGAACACUUCUGUGGCACGUGCAACCGUUUACGGAUAACAGCUGAUGGCAAUUUGGAGGUGUGUCUCUUUGGGAAUUCAGAGAUAUCUCUCAGAGAUGCAAUACGAAGCAAAUGCAGUGAGGAUGACUUGCUUGCCAUGAUUGGGGCAGGAGUGAGUAGAAAGAAGAAACAACAUGCAGGCAUGAUGAACCUGUCAAAGAUGAAGAAUCGGCCAAUGAUUCUUAUUGGAGGAUAA
Messenger RNA from Schistocerca piceifrons (Central American locust), 1122 nucleotides. RefSeq names its product molybdenum cofactor biosynthesis protein 1-like. The coding region runs from base 1 to 1122 and encodes 373 amino acids. The record is from RefSeq and is a predicted model, not a curated record. The transcript is spliced from 8 exons. Gene Ontology annotation, biological process: Mo-molybdopterin cofactor biosynthetic process. Gene Ontology annotation, molecular function: cyclic pyranopterin monophosphate synthase activity; 4 iron, 4 sulfur cluster binding; GTP 3',8'-cyclase activity. Lineage: Eukaryota; Metazoa; Arthropoda; Insecta; Orthoptera; Acrididae.